AAAUAUACAAAAGACUCUCCCUUGCUUUCCUCCUCUCUAGCUUUCUCUUUUCUCUUUCUUUCUUUCUUGCUCUGGUAUUCCCUUGGUGUGAUUCUCCACCACCAUAUUUCCUAAAGACCCAUCAAACUUUAUAAAAAGAAGAAAAAAGAUCAAUCACCAUGGUUUUCUCAUCUAUUCCAGUUUAUGUGGAUCCUCCCAAUUGGCACCAGCAACCAAAUUAUCAUCCACUAGGAGGUACUACUGCUGGAAGUGAAAAUCCACAUGAAUUUCCACCACUCCCUCCACCACCGUCACUAACUCAUGUCUGUGGUGCAGGCAGUAUUAGUGGUGUUGGUGGUGGCCCAGGCUCCAUCAGACCCAGUUCGAUGUCUGAUCGAGCCCGUCUGGCAAAGAUUCCACAACCAGAAACUGCGCUCAAGUGUCCUCGGUGUGAGUCCACCAACACCAAGUUUUGCUACUUCAAUAACUACAGCCUCACUCAGCCUCGCCACUUCUGCAAGACAUGUCGGCGCUAUUGGACCCGAGGAGGUGCCCUAAGGAGCGUUCCUGUUGGAGGAGGAUGUCGCCGAAACAAGAAAACAAAAAGCAACAGCAGCAGCAGCAGUCGAUCCAAAUCUCCAGUAGCCACUGGCGAUCAUAUCCAAACAGGUUCCAACUCAAUUACCAACAACUCAUCAAAUCAUAUGAUUGGAAAUACUCCUCAUCAUUUGACACAACUACCACCAAGUCCCCAUCAAUCACUACCAUUUCUAGCCUCAUCCAUACCAAGUCUAGGUCGUUAUGGAGUAGCUGGGGACAUGGGAUUGAACUUCAAUGAGAUCCAGCAGGAACAGACUGAUCAUCACCAUCAUCAUAUGGGGUUUCAGUUUCAUCAGAUUGCAGGAGGCAAUAAUAUGAACAAUUUAAGUGGUGGAAUAUUAGGAGGGGAUCAUAAUAAUCAGUGGCGUAAUUCGAACUUGCAGCAAAUUCCAUUUUUGGUCGGUACCGGGUUUGAAUCAUCAACAUCAACAGGUUUAUACCCAUUUCAAACGGGUGAUCAAGGAGUCGAUCAUCAAGCAACAACUGAUCCAAUGGUUGGGAAUAAUUCUAGGGUUAAUACUGAGCAGUUGCCUCCUCCAGUGAAAACUGAAGAUAAUCAUGGUCUUACUUUUACAAGUACCCCUAUUUCAGCGGAAACUAACAAUAGCCAGUUCUGGGGUGGAAAUUUGAAUGCGUGGACAGAUUUAUCAGGGCUCAACUCUUCUUCCACAAGCCAUCUCUUGUAACUAGGUCGACGGCAACGAAUUUCAAGAACCCUAACCAUCAUUAAUGAUGACUAGAGGUGGAUCCAAUUAAGAAAUGGUAGGCUUUCUAUUUUGUAUUUUAUUUUGUUUUUAUUUUUAAAUUUGAGUACUUAUGUUGUGCUGGUUGGUAUCGCGCGUGUAUUAAUGUAUGGGUUUAAUUACAUAUGUUUGAAGCACUUGGUCCUUAAUUUGUGUAUCAUGGGUUGUAUUUGAACACUAUGAGAUGAUCAGCAGUCCCUGUGAAAACUUUUCAUUUCAUGUUAUA
Molecule: messenger RNA, 1548 nt
Organism: Pyrus x bretschneideri (Chinese white pear)
Lineage: Eukaryota; Viridiplantae; Streptophyta; Magnoliopsida; Rosales; Rosaceae
Product: dof zinc finger protein DOF3.6-like
Exons: 2
Coding region: 159-1265 (368 amino acids)
Biological process (GO): regulation of DNA-templated transcription
Molecular function (GO): DNA-binding transcription factor activity; DNA binding
Source: RefSeq, a predicted model, not a curated record